Chlamydomonas reinhardtii is the source of this 1196-nucleotide messenger RNA. RefSeq lists its product as uncharacterized. The record is from RefSeq and is a predicted model, not a curated record. The transcript has a single exon. NCBI's taxonomy places the organism in Eukaryota, Viridiplantae, Chlorophyta, Chlorophyceae, Chlamydomonadales, Chlamydomonadaceae. The coding region runs from base 178 to 411 and encodes 77 amino acids.
GACGACAACACGAUAUCAAAAAGCGGCCUCGCUCUUGCACCCCGAGCAUGUCUGUGACCUUUUACGGAAAAUGUGGAAAGCUUUUGCGUUACCAAAGGCUGGCGCUCUCAUGGCGCGCCUGCAACAUCGCGAAGCGCGCUGACAAGUGUGCAGGCAGGAAGUGCAGGCUCACCGGCGAUGGUUCUCCUAACUUUCACCGGUGAUGCCCAGGCACACAGCUGCUGCCGGACACGCCCGGCAGCAGCGUGCCCUGGUGCCAAGCAGCGGCAGCCCCCGGGCCCACCUGCAUCUGGAGAAGCAGCACCACUGAGUUGCCCACGCACAUCCGAGGGUGCAGAAAGCAGUACGGCAGCGCCUGCAGGGGCUGGGGCGCGGCGUGGGGCGGGACUGGCGCAGCGGGCGCAGCGCUGACGCCGGCGCCGGCGUCUGGGGCAGCGACUGGGCCUUGCUGGAGAGGGCCCCCGGGCGGUGCUGCUCGCCGCCGUGCGCUGUGCCUGCGCGUCAAACCUGUGCUGCAGCGUGGCCGCCUGCGACGACGGGGAUGGCACGAACGGCUGCUGCUGGGUUAGGGCAGCGGGCACGGCACCCGUGCCUGCGCCGGGGCCGGCCGCGGCGCUGCUUUUGGUUGCCAGGAACUCGGCCUCCAUCCACCCAUCGCCUGUUGCCCUGCUUAGCCGCCUUCCGCAAGCGCUGCUAGUAGUUCAUGUUGCUCGCGUUUCGCGUGGUCGCAUGCACGUAUGGGUGCCUGCAUGUAUGUGUUGGGCAGGGGGGCGACCCGGGUGCAGCGGUGAGAUGCUGUGCAAGGGAGAGGCAUAAGACCUGUUGGGUCACACGAAGAAAGGAGGCGCCCGGGCCUGCGCACCUGUUCCCCAGAACCGGCACUCGCUGGCCUUGGCAUCGCACACUAAGCAGUAGCACUACUGUGAUAUAUAGUAGGUGGAGCGUGCUUCAGCGCACACAGACACAUCACGCAUACGAGCAUGGAUCGAUAGGUUUGCUCCGCUCACAUUGGUGCAGAAGCGUCCGUUAGUUGUUGACGGCUGCCGCUGAGACUACUGCCCCACCGGCAGCGCCCACGAAGCAUUACUCCGCGAAGUUGUGACGUGAUUGCGCGUAGUCAAUCAUGGUGUUCUGCGUGUAGGAGAGGUGUGUGGGGGAGGGCGUGGGUUGUGAGCUGUGGCCUGUGCCACACAAAG